GUUCCAUUCACCGAAAUACAAGCAGCAGCAGCAGCAGCAGCAGCAGGAGGACGAGGAAACAUGAAGACUUAUUUCAAGCUCUGCGUUCUGGUUGGCUUGGUGGUUGCCGUCCACUCGGUUCCCAUAACACGCCAGGCUAACAGUGAUGAGGCCUUUGCAGAGAGUUACCUGAAGAAGUUCUACAACUUGGCAGAGCCGACUGCACGCCAAGCCAAAACUGGGGCUAAUCAGAUGGCUCAGAAAAUCGCUGAGAUGCAGAAGUUUUUCGGACUUAAUGUGACUGGAAAUCUGGACCCGAAGACAAUGGAGGCUAUGAAGAAGCCCCGCUGUGGUGUUUCAGAUGCUGCUCGUUUCUCAACAUUUGGUACUAGAUGGCCCAGGUUCCAGCUAACGUACAGGAUUGAAAACUACACUCCUGAUAUGUCUCAGGCAGAGGUGGACAAUUCUAUUAUGAGAGCUUUGCAAGUCUGGGCUAACGUCACUCCCCUCAGAUUCACCCGCAUCAACAGUGGCGUGGCGGACAUCAUGAUCUCCUUCAGAAGAGGAGCCCAUGGAGAUAACAGCCCUUUUGAUGGACCAGGUAGAACUCUGGCUCAUGCUUUUUCACCUGCUUCUGGAAUCGGUGGAGAUGCUCAUUUUGAUGAUGAUGAGCGUUUCACCUUCACUUCACCCAAUGGAUUUGUUCUGUUCAUCGUGGCGGCUCAUGAGUUCGGACACUCGCUGGGCCUCAAUCACUCCAACGUCCCCGGGGCUCUCAUGUUCCCGUCAUACAGCUUCAGGAACCCAAACACAUUCGUCCUUCCCAGAGACGACGUCAAUGGAAUCCAGUCUCUCUAUGGCCCCAGGAGAAUCAGCGCCUGAUGACCACUAGACACCUCUGGUGCUAACUGCUGCGCUUAUUAUUUAUAUAGUCAUCAAUUUCUUUAAACUGAGGCCAUGGACCUCUCUAAAGUAAUAAUUUAAUUAUUGAAUCAUUAUAAUUAUCGUUUAUUUUAUUUGAUUAUUUAUGAAUUAGUCAGAUGAUUUACUAAUAAUUUUAGUGUUGUCAUUUUUUGAUUGAUUUUUAAAAGACUGAAUUAUAAAAUAAAAACCUUUGCUGAAAAUAUUUCAUUUCUGAUUCUUCUGUUAUUUUCAGAUAGAACUAGAGGAACUGUGAUUUCAAUACAUUUCAGUACUAACAGUAGAUUGUUGUGGCACAGCUAUAGACAUUGACUCUAUUUAAUUAUUU
Molecule: messenger RNA, 1228 nt
Organism: Astyanax mexicanus (Mexican tetra)
Lineage: Eukaryota; Metazoa; Chordata; Actinopteri; Characiformes; Acestrorhamphidae
Product: collagenase 3-like
Exons: 6
Coding region: 61-861 (266 amino acids)
Biological process (GO): extracellular matrix organization; proteolysis; collagen catabolic process
Cellular component (GO): extracellular matrix
Molecular function (GO): zinc ion binding; metalloendopeptidase activity
Source: RefSeq, a predicted model, not a curated record